CCCGGGCGGCAGAGGGCCGGGCGGAGUUGGAUCGCACCUCCUCGGGGAAGUGGGGAGAAGAGUCGCGCUGCGUCUGGGGGCCCGGGAAGGGUUGGGCUGCGGGCUUCUGGGGUGACCAUGAAGGACUGGGGCGCUGGGGUGCGGGAAUGGGGUGCAGAACCCACAUCUGGGUGCGUUGUUCCACGAGGGAACUUGGGGGUUCUAGCAUUUGAGACUCCGAGGCGUUGGGUCCAGGUGGGCAGGGUAACCUGCGGUGCACUGUUGAGCAGACCUGGGCGCCCAAGAACGGCCCGGCCUCUGGGUCUGCCUUUGGGGUAGGGCAGGGAGUUGUGGGCUGUGCUGCCUCCCUGCAGAGUCUGAAGGCGCCUCUCCUUAACAGCUGGGCUUUUUCCCUCCUUCCCAAUUGAGUCUGGGCGCCAAGCCCCCAAGUGCUCGUCACGCUGGACCCUGGCGCGGAGCCCUGGCAUCACGACUCGGAGGCCGAGACUCUCUCCUGGAGUCACCCAGGGGACAUGGAGCCGCCUCAGUGUGUAGAGGAGCUGGAGGAUGAUGUGUUCCAGCCAGAGGAUGGGGAGCCGGGGACCCAGCCCAGGAGCUUGCUCUCUGCUGACCUGUUUGCCCAGAGCCAGCUGGACUGCCCCCUCAGCCGUCUGCAGAUCUUCCCUCUCACCCACUGCUGUGGCCCCGGGCUUCGACCCACCAGCCAGGAAGACAAGGCCACCCAGACCCUCAGUCCCGCCUCCCCGAGCCAGGGUGUCAUGCUGCCUUGUGGGGUGACUGAGGAACCCCAGCGACUCUUUUAUGCACCAGCAGAACCGAAAUCGUGUGUGGUGGCAGAUCCUCCUCUUCCUACACAACCUCGCUUUGAACGGAGACGAGAACAGGAACGGGGCGGGUCCCAGGUGAGGCUGGGCUGCCCUCUUCGCAUGGGGCACCACAGGAAGGACAUUGCAAGGAUGGACACUGUCUUGUGAAGUUGUUUUGUGUUAUUAUUUUAAAAAUGUAUCUCUGUACAUAAGACAUACCCAAGUGGGACUUCUUUCCCUGUUGAGGGCCUCGACCAGGAAUGGGCCCUUUGUCAAACACUGUUGAAGUAGAGGCUGAUGUGUCUGUGAUGGUGGGACCUCUAAGGGCUCUGACAAGUAGAUUCUUCAGUCAGCAGUUGUUGAAGAUGACCGGGUAGUGAUGUUCUCCAGCAAGUGGACUGUAGUUUUCCCACAGGAACUCGGUUAAGAAAUAGGAGACUGGAUUAGACUCCUGGUUCCACCAAACCUAUCAGCCUUCCGCUGUGGUUGGGGCCAAGAUCCAGACCGUCCCCCUGCUUUAACCCACCAGGGCCUCGGCCAGGGGCUUUCCAACUGAGCACGGCUACUUCACUAGGCCAGUCAGCCUGUCUCUGGGUUCUCAUCUGGGCCAGCCAGUGCCACCCCACAGGCUCAGGGAUUCUUGCUCAGCCCCUGUCAUCUCCAGCAGACCUCAGGGAGGAUUGGGUUUCUCCAAGGACCCCCUCAAACAUGCCAUAAAUGAACCAAACUUCUGGGUAGGCCUCAAAUCUGACUUGGUCCCACUUGGAGGCCCCAGGAUUGGUCCUGAGGUGUGGAACCACUGCCACCCCUGGCUGCCUGGGACUGGCUGGGUGUGAACUAUGGAUGAGCCAAAUAGCCAGUCAACAUGCUGUAGCCAGCAGCUUGUGCCUUUUUCAGCUCCUCUCUCUAAAGACCCAGCCAACGGACUGCAUUUUACCCCCAAUAUCAGCACUCUGGGGCGUGAAGGGGCAAGAUUGAGGUGGGACUGGAAAGUGUGGCAGCCAUCCCACCUAUAAGAGACAGCCCUAGAGGAACCCAGACAUCUUGGUUUCCUUGGAAACAACAUACCUCCUCCCCUUUCUCCCCAUUCCUUUUUCACACCUAGUGGGAUACAGGAAGAAACCAGCACAGUGGCUUUGUCAGCUAAAAUGUGUCUUUUAGAGUAACAGACAGUGAUUAGAGUGUGGAACCGUCAAAGCUGGGUACACAUUUCCUGUCUUCCUUCAACUUCCAGCUAGGCCAGAAGGGCGUGCUCUGGAAGUCAGCAGGAUCACAGCUGCCUCUGAACUUCUUCCUUUCUCUCCCUGCUGUGGCACUAAUGGAGAGAAUUUAAAGCAGCCAGCCUGGCAGCUCUGAUCGCAGACACAGGGAAUCUGAAAAGACACAGGGAAUCCAUUAACCAGACACCUAGAAAUAAAUUAUAAUUUUUACAUAUGUAAGAAAAGAUAACAUUGGUGCUAAUGGUGAAGCAAGGCCCAAAGAAAAGAUGGCUUCCAUGGGCAGAGAAGACCCCAGGGCUACCCAAGGAAAUUGGAGGAGUCCAGAGUAAACUCUCACAUCUGAAUAAGCCCAUGCUCCUCCAGUUCUGCCGAGAGGAGGUCUUCAGUACUGUUGAAGGAAGCGUUGAUCAUCUGGAUGUACAGUUGGGCAGGUUGUUCACUGCACAAGGGCACCUGCAGAGGAAGACAAUGAAGGCUAAAAUCCAGUCUGUGCUCUGCUCACUAAGCUGUAUGCCCUAAUGUAGGACUGUGUGUGCCCAGAGGAAGGAGUGCCUUUCCUAAUUUGCACGAAGGUGCCGUAUGGGCUCUGAGGAGAAGGAACACAAGCUGUGCAUAAGCCUUUGUUUUGUUCUGCUUGGAUGUUCUGGAGGUAUUACCUCUUUUUAGCCAAAAUUUUAUUCUCAGGGUGUGUACCAUGGUUCAUCUGCUAAGAAGAUGGGUUCCUGCUUACAAGAAGGAGCCCAGGGAACAGGCCUGAAGACUGGCUCUGGACACGCUGACCAUUGUGAAAUCCAGCCUUUCCUGUGUGUCUCUAUACCAUUCUAUGAUGUGUAUAGGACAUGUGUUGUUUUCCCUUCUCCUGGACCAAGGCUGUGACCGGCGGGCUGCUGCUGUGUGCUUGAGUGGCACACACAAGAAAACCAGGAUUAUUUCUACCAGCCACUUUCAAACCCUCUUGGCAGACUUUCCACCUGAGUUGAGUGAGAGCAAAUAAAUGGUCUAGGCUUGGGUGCUGAGGCAAAGCCAUCAGCUUCAGAGACCUUGCCAGGCCCGGGCGGGAUGCCCUGUGUUCUGUCCUAAGAACUGAGCCCAGAGUUUGACAAGCCCACCUGAACAUCAAGCCUGGGGCCCAGGGGAAAAGGGUCUGACUGCACUGUCCUCAUCUUAUGUGAAGCUGGGAACUCACUAUCCUAAGCAAGCCAGGGCAAAAUUUAAAACUCCCUUCCUUCCCCCUCCCAAAAAAUACCCCAGGAGGUAACUGGCAGAAUAGCCCCAGGAGGGAGAGAGGUUCCUCCUGGCUGGCUGUUUUUAAUUGGCCUAGCAAGCUAGACUGUCCCCUUCCCCCUCUGCCUGGUGAGUUGGUCUGAACAUUCUUCAAGUCCAGCCUCAGGAGACACAUCGCUCCCCCUGGGCCCCCUCUCCCCUCCCCCAUGCCCAGGAGCUUGGCUGUCUCUAGAGAGGGAUGGAGAGUCAGACUUGGAGGGAGGGAGAGUCUGACCUGGGUCCUGACCUAUAACCACGGAGCUUUUGUGAUUUGCUGAGGGUGGGUGUUGGGAGAGGCACUAGAAGCCUCCCUCCCUGCUGUAGAAAUGGCCUAGGGGAAAAGGAAGCCUGAUAUUCAGGGUCAACACAGUCCUCCUAAUUCAGAAACCCAGAGUAGGGGUUUCUGGAAGCCGGUAGACAGGUAGACAGAACAGGAGAGAACCCCCCCAGGCCAGACAUCCGACUCGCCCAGCGGGUUGGAGGCCUUGCCUGGCCUCGCUGCCUUUGCCUGCUUCUAAGUCUGGGCUGCUGGAGAGCUGGCCUGGUGGCCUUCUCUUGCUCAAUCGGAGGCAGAAAAAGAUCACCUCCCAGUGACCUCCUGGAACCCCUAGGGGAGGGGUCUGUGUCCAGAGCUUAUGUGGCAGCAUGUUCCGAGUGCUCAGAGAGCCCAGCUGACUUGUCUCACCGUCCUCAGCGGCCCAUCCCUGUCCCAGGGUGGCUCCGGCCUGGGUUUGGAAGGAGGGGGUUGUUUGGGAUGUUGCAGCCAGGGCUUCCAGCUGCCUGAAGUCUCUAGGGAAGGAGCCCGCUGCCCCGGGGGAGCUCAUCUCUUUUGGGAGACUUCAUGAAGAGGGAGAGUGGAGAGUACCAGAAGCAGGAAGACUUCUCCUGCGCGACUGCAGGGCCUCUUGGAAUCAGUGCUACAGCCUGGGCUGGAGGAAGCUGCUGCCUCCCUCUGUGUGUUGGCCAGGACCCUUGGUGGGAGGCCACCCUGGCUGGACUCCUUCCAGGGAGGGGUUAACCUAUCGGCCUGUGAAGCCUCCGGGGGACACUGUGGGCAGUAGGCACCCCAGGGCUGGUGAGGACUUUGAGCCUUGAGGGAACAGCAAAGAAAGCUGAGCUCCUCCAUAGAUGUGCCAGCCUCACCGGCUGAAGGCGCUCGGAGCCCAUGCAGGCUCCUGGGUCUGCACUGCCCCUCUCUCUGCGCAGGCAGCCAGCACCUCUCCUUGCUCUGUGAGCAUUGCCCAGUGGGCUGCCCCAUCCCUGAGUCCACAGGGGCUGUCGGGGGAGACCCAGUGAGAAUGUAGCAUUUUGUUCAUCCCAGGUUAGUUGUCCUGGGUCCUAGGCACUCUGCCUCUGGGAGAGAGACAGGGAAGGAGAGAGAGGGGAAUGGGGACCCACUAUUUUAACCUGUACAGCAUAUUCCGCUUUGUGUUCUUCAUGUGCAUAUAUGUAUGUGUGCGUAUCUUCCCCCCGUUAAUUGGUACAAUUUUUAAUAAAAUCAUUUAAAGCAAA
Molecule: messenger RNA, 4801 nt
Organism: Diceros bicornis minor
Lineage: Eukaryota; Metazoa; Chordata; Mammalia; Perissodactyla; Rhinocerotidae
Gene: BMF
Product: Bcl2 modifying factor
Exons: 3
Coding region: 513-974 (153 amino acids)
Biological process (GO): negative regulation of autophagy; apoptotic process; positive regulation of apoptotic process
Cellular component (GO): myosin complex
Source: RefSeq, a predicted model, not a curated record